AUGAGCUCAUCCUACAUCACCUUUGUGAGCGUGGGCCUCUCCGCGGUCAUCGCCAUUCCCAUCGCGGUGACGGGCAUCCUCACCUGCCUCAAGGCCCGAAGAGGCGGCGAUCCAGCACGAAGGGGCUUCACAUGGCUCAAGCUGGCCUAUUCGUUCAUUUUCACUGGCUAUGUCUUCUCCAUCGUGGCCGAUCUCAUCAACGGCCUGAUGUACUAUGGCGUCGCGUCCAACCAGCCCCACGUCACGAACGCGCUGAUCGUCACGGGAAGCGUUAUAGCCUGGCUCGGCGAGGUCUGCGUGAUUCUGACGUGCACCGAGCUCGGCUGCGGCUUCACGUACGCUCUCCGACUGGAGCGCACGCCAUCGCAUAAGAUCUGGCGCCUCUACGGUGUUGUCAGCGGGGCCAUCCUCGCCAUCCUCGCCAUCGUCUCGGGCGCGUACAAUGGCUGGGCCUAUGCGCAGUACCUCGACUCGGUAUACUACAGCUCGGCCUACGAGGCUGUCGAGCGGUCGAACAAGCUGAGCGCGGCACUGUCUGUCCUCGCCUUCUUUGUCUCGGCCGGUCUCAUCGUGCAGGCCUCGCUGGUGAGAAGGAAGUACCUGUCGAACAUGCCCGCUGCGAAUGUGAGUCAUGGAUGGACAAGUGGGAUGUACACCUACGCAGCGCAUGCUAACUUGUGUGCUUUCCAGAGCGUCACCCUAUAUCUAGUGGCAACCAUCCUCUUCGUCGUGCCCCGUAGGCUCUGGGCGAUGGUCACCAACUUGGUGUAUGUGACCCGAGGCUUCACGGAACUGAACGAGCCCACUGUCGGCGUCACAACUUGGCUCGUUAUCAGCGGGAUUCCCCAGCUCAUUCUCCUCAUCCUGUUAUUCGUCGUGGGACUCCGAAAAAGUGAUGGACUUUGGACGACGAUGCAGCCUUGGAUGCACCACACCGCACCCAACAUGGCCAGUAUGCCACCAACAACCCAGCAGCAGCCGCAAACGUACUACGGCACGCCUGCCGACGGAAACGCGUACAUGCCCACGCAGAUGGGACAGAGCUAUGCGGUCCCUGGACAGCAGGACUACGCUCAGCACUACGGAUACUACACCUCCCCAGCUGGGCAGUGGCAGCAGCCGCAGGAAGCGCCAGGUGCACCCGUGCAAGCGCCGAGCGAGGUCCCGGCAGAGCCGUCACGUACAAUGUACAGUCAGUCAGGCAGCUCGCAUGCCCCCCACAUCCAGCAGGAUCAGCAUGCACAGGUUCAGUCGAGCGUGGCGUACGAGAAGCCUUGAUCGGGAGGAGCUGGAAAAGGGCGUUUUGCACGUGAAUAAUUGGCUUGAGCAGUUUGUAAGAGAUACCCAUGAGAAUUCAUA
Emericellopsis atlantica is the source of this 1359-nucleotide messenger RNA. RefSeq lists its product as uncharacterized. Bases 1 to 1278 code for a protein of 425 amino acids. Lineage: Eukaryota; Fungi; Ascomycota; Sordariomycetes; Hypocreales; Bionectriaceae. The transcript has 2 exons. The record is from RefSeq and is a predicted model, not a curated record.